AGUGAAAGUAAACUCUCUUGAUGCGUCUCAAACGCCAACUCAAGGAGAUGUUGUAUUGCGCGGAAGCCUUUAUUUCGUAGCCUAAGUAGUGCACUUUAAUAGGGAGUCAGGCAGGGAUUUGGGAGUGACUCCGAGGUUAAGUAUUUCUUGUACUGACCAGGGAGAGAAGCUGUGUCGUCGAAAUGUCGGUAAAACAGCCGAAGCAGACUAUACUCAACCCGCCCAUCCCCAUAGCAGUAACCAUCCUGGGGGGCCUGCAUCCAGAUGAGAUGGUUCUCAUCCAAGGCUCUGUUCCAGCUGAUGCAGACAGGUUUCAGGUGGACUUCAUGUGCGGCAACAGUAUUAAGCCCAGAGCAGACAUUGCGUUCCACUUUAACCCACGCUUUAAGAAGAACCACAUUGUGUGCAACACCCUGCAACUCGAGUACUGGGGUAAAGAAGAGAUCCACUAUCUGAUGCCUUUCAUGAAGGGGGCAGAUUUCGAGAUUAUCGUGCUGGUAGAGAAAGAUUUGUACAAGGUGGCAGUGAAUGGUGCUCAUGUGCUGGAGUACAAGCACAGAAUAGAUCUGGCCAGGGUGGACACACUAUCUGUAUCCGGGAAGGUUCAGAUCCAGGCCAUCGGAUUCAUUCCAAGCACAAAUCCUUCCAGUUCUCCAUUAGCUGUGAAGGGCAUCAGCACACAGGCACCAGCUAUGCUGGAUGACUCGUGUGAUAUGAGUCUUCCUUUUAGGAGGAAGCUAAUAAAGGGCUUGAGUCCAGGACACACCAUCACAGUCAAGGGUCAGAUCAUUGCCUAUGCUCACAGCUUCGCUGUAAACCUGCGCGUCGGGAACUCGGAGGACAUCGCGCUGCACUUAAACCCGCGGCUCAAAUCUGGUUUGUUUGUUCGUAACUCUUACCUGUCACAGUGCUGGGGUCCAGAGGAGAACACCCUGCCCAACUUUCCCUUCGCUUCAGGAGAAUACUUUGAGAUGAUAAUCCUGUGUGAGGCACAGCAGUUUAAGGUGGCCGUGAAUGGUGUUCAUCAGCUGACCUACAAGCACCGCGUGCAGGACCUGAGUGGUGUGGACGAACUGGAGAUCACCGGGGACCUGCAGCUGCUGGAUGUUAAGAUAUGGUAACCGAUACUCCAUCCGCAGCUUUGAAUAAAGACGUCUAGACUCGGCUCAACCCAAAUCUGCUGAUAUAGUGUGUGCACAAAACCAACUAGUCUGUCUUUUACUCUUCUCAUGUGCUACUACUAAUAUAAAGCACGAGGUCACAGCUUUGGCUGUAAAAUUGAUACCACUGCUGUUUAAUAUGUAACCACUUUAGCAUCUACUAAGCUUUAACAAAUAACAGUCAUGACAUAGGGAUGAGUUACUAUUUUUUGGGAUUGUGUAUUGAAUUUCGGUAAUGUGGGACCAAAAGGAACUGUAAAGAACAUCGCUGUAAGGAACAAUUUAACCAAAUGUACAUAAUUUUUCCCUUUACGUCAAAAAAGUACUUAGUCAGCCAAGACAUGUCUGAAGUUGGCUUUUUGGUAUUGAACUGGAGAUACAAGAUCAAUGUAUCAUGGAAACUGCCUGCUUAGUUGUUUGGUAUCUUUUAAAAAUUUGCCUAUGUGGUUUCUGAUACACUGUUAUUGAUAGAAAUGGACAAAAGGGCAUCACAGCAGCCAUUUUGAAUUCCUCAGCAUGUAGUUUGUUGUCAUUAAUCAGACUAAUCAGAAUGUUAGAAGGCAGACUUGUACGUUUCAGAUGAUUAUACAUUUCCAAUUUGAUUUGUAUAUUUAAAUAAUGUAAUUAAUUAAUUAGUGCAGUAUGUAUGUAGUACACAAUAUGAUGUGAGCGUGUGAAUAUUUAGACAUGCACUAAACUGGUGGCUAUAAGCUUCCCUUAUUUAUCAACCUCAUAGCUCUAGGGAGGAUUAUGUACAUUUUGUUUGUUCUUUGAAGAUGUGGGUGCAGGGAUAGAUAGGUAGCUGAAUUUGGGGUUUAAUCAGCUCCUCUCAUUAAGAAAAGAUAUUUUGAUAUAAUUUUGCUAGAAGAGAAAGAUGUGCGAUACACAAGGUGAUCACAUGACCUUGAUAUAUCAAUUGAUGUAUGAAAUACAGGUAUGAUAUGUUGUUUAAAACAUUGCCUGAGGACAUGAUAUGGAAUAUGGAAUAUCAUGCUGGAAAAUCUAGACCAGAGUAAAAAAAAAAACCUAUUACAUGCAAUCUAAUAAAGCUAAACAGAUCAAAGAAGCAUUAAAGAAUCACCCCGAGGCUGCCUCGGGCUCCGACGGCCAGGCGUGUAGUUUACACACAUUAUGGGUAUGUUCCAGUAUUACUCCAAAUGGUAGGUUUUGUAUUUCAUUCAUUUCAAUCAAGAAUCUUCAGGCAAGAUGGGAUGUAAUGCUAUCCUACUUAUUGCAGUAAUGACGAAACAAGUUUACUAGUUAGGAGUUAGGAGUAAGUGAAGAAAAUGUUCAAGAGAAAGGAAAAUGUCACAUAUUUGAGGCUAAAUCCUUAACAAAUUAAUUAGCAGAUGUCUAGUUUAAUAUCCACCCAGAUGGUCAGACAGAUGUGCUUUAAGUGUGUCAGGAAGCCCUUGAUAUCCAAGGGCAAAUUUCAGUUCUAUGCAAGUCAUCAGCAGACUGUAGCCUACGCAGAUUUCCAUUAAAACAACUCAUUAAAUCUCAAAUCAGAAAGUGCUGAAACGUGCUGGAUUUAGCACUAGUUUACUAACGGCACAAUUUUAGACAAAGUGUCCUUGAAGUACCAGAGAAAAGAAAGAAUUCCUAAUGAUUUAGCCUUUAAAUUUUGAAACAUUGUACUGUGAUAUGUUUUCUCUCUAAUUUCAGGUUAAUAAUCAAUAAUGCAUGUUAAGAGACUUAAUGAUAUAGUUGAUGAACUGUUACCUUUUUUCUAUUUAUAAUUUGUACUGUGCUGACCAAUAUAUCUAUACAAGUUACACACGUAUAGUAUUUCUGUCUUUCUUUCUAAAAACAGUAAUAAAAAUUUAUGAAUAAAGUAAAUGUCAGGAAACGAUUUUCUCCUUGCUCAGUG
Molecule: messenger RNA, 3030 nt
Organism: Pangasianodon hypophthalmus (striped catfish)
Lineage: Eukaryota; Metazoa; Chordata; Actinopteri; Siluriformes; Pangasiidae
Gene: lgals8a
Product: galectin 8a
Exons: 9
Coding region: 183-1121 (312 amino acids)
Molecular function (GO): carbohydrate binding
Source: RefSeq, a predicted model, not a curated record